UCGAUAAAAGAACAUCUUUAUUUGAUGUAAAUUCAAUUGCCUCUAAAGUUUUAUUUCAAGUGCUGUGUUUCCGAUGACUGAAAUGGCUGUACUCUUUUGGUUGCCUUUAUUUGUCUGUAUUUACUGUACAUAUGGACUGCAUCUCAAAGAGAGAAUCAACGAUGAAAUUAAAUGUCAUAGUGAAGAUGAUCCUCGAUUUCAGCUGAUGAUCGUCCACCCGUUUGAUUGUUCCAAGUAUUUUCUAUGCAGGGAUGGUGUUGCUCUACUAGAGGUUUGUCCAAUGGGCUUGCAUUUUAACGACGCUCUCCAAUUAUGUGAUUAUCCCGAAAAAGUUAACUGUGAUCGUGAUCAAGGAAUCGUUGAAUGCUCAGCUGAAGAUGGGACACACCAUCUGCCUCAUCCAUCAAAUUGUGAGAAAUUUUAUAGCUGUCAUAAUGGGAUUCCACAUCUUAAAAACUGUCUCCUCGGAUUACAUUUCAACGCAAGGCUGCAAGUCUGUGAUUAUCCCUAUAGAGCAGGAUGUGGCAAAAUUCGGUUAUCAGAAUCGCGAGAUGAAGUGAUUGCAAACGAACUCAUUGGGUGCUUAACAGGCAGAGAUGGCAAGUUUUUCAUUCCAAAUCCACAUCACUGCUCAGAGUACACUGUCUGUGACAACGGACGACACAUCACAUUUCAUAACAAAAAGUGCUCUUCUGGAUUGCAUUUCAAUGUAUUCAACAGAACCUGUGAUCUUCCUCACAGAGCUAAAUGUACUGCUGAAAGUGAAGAACAGUCUACCAAUAAGCAAGACGGGCCAGAUGUUCCGAGUCCAUACUGUCCAACCGUAGAUGGGAAGGAACAAAUAUUCUUUCAUCAUCCGUCCAACUGCUCCGAAUACUACAUGUGUGCUCACGGACGCGCCUUCAAAUUCGCCUGCCCAGCGAGACUUCAUUUUAAUCUUAAAGGGAAAUGUUGUGAUUAUGAAUGGCUAGCUCAAUGCCCAACUGGUAACGGAGAAAAGAAGCAAAGAUAUUUGUAAAGAGCAUCGAAAUGCUACCGGAGUGGAUAUCAAUUUCGAUUAUUUCUUAAAUUUAAUGAGUUGUAAAUAAAUAUUCAAAAAUAUAACUAUUUUCAUCCUUUUAA
This is a messenger RNA of Parasteatoda tepidariorum (common house spider), 1122 nucleotides long. RefSeq names its product peritrophin-44. The record is from RefSeq and is a predicted model, not a curated record. Gene Ontology annotation, molecular function: chitin binding. Lineage: Eukaryota; Metazoa; Arthropoda; Arachnida; Araneae; Theridiidae. Gene Ontology annotation, cellular component: extracellular region.